Populus nigra (black poplar) is the source of this 2787-nucleotide messenger RNA. Its product is annotated as probable ADP-ribosylation factor GTPase-activating protein AGD14. The transcript has 13 exons. Bases 287 to 2374 code for a protein of 695 amino acids. Gene Ontology annotation, molecular function: GTPase activator activity. Lineage: Eukaryota; Viridiplantae; Streptophyta; Magnoliopsida; Malpighiales; Salicaceae. The record is from RefSeq and is a predicted model, not a curated record.
UUUAUUUAUGACAAAAAAAAAAACCAAUAUUGUAUUAUAAAAUGCUGUGGAGCUGAGCUGAUUUGAUCUCCUUUUAUUUUGCGAAAGAGGAAAAGGACUAAUCGAGUUCCUCCUCCUCUUCCUUUUUCUAACUAAACGAACCCUAGAUUACCUCUCUCAGUUUUUUCUUCGCAGGUUGAUUGAUUUUACUGGGCUCUAAAAAUAGAGGCUUUGGAUUCAUCGAAAGGAAGGAGACGUUUCGAUAUUUCUUUGUUUAGGGUUUGUUUGGCUUGAAAUCUGUAGAGAAAUGGGGAGUAGAAAAGAAGAAGAGAGAAACGAGAAGAUAAUUAGAGGUCUCAUGAAGCUUCCUCCCAACCGUCGCUGUAUCAACUGCAAUAGCUUGGGUCCACAGUAUGUUUGUACUAAUUUCUGGACUUUCAUUUGUACUACUUGCAGUGGGAUUCAUCGAGAGUUUACUCAUCGUGUGAAGUCAGUAUCCAUGUCGAAGUUCACAUCCCAAGAAGUUGAAGCUCUUCAAAAUGGUGGCAAUCAGCGUGCAAGGGAAAUAUAUUUGAAGGAUUGGAACCAACAAAGGCAGAGAUUGCCUGAUAACAGUAAAGUGGAUAAAGUGCGAGAAUUUAUAAAGGAUGUGUAUGUGGAUAAAAAAUAUGCUGGAGGAAAUACCUCUGAUAAGCCUCCAAGAGAUUUGCAGAGGAUUAGAAGCCAUGAAGAUGAGACAAGACGUGCAUGCUCUUAUCAUUCUUAUUCUCAAAGUCCUCCUUAUGACUUUCAAUAUGAAGAUCGUCGUUAUGGAAAGCAAACUAACACACUUACUCGCAAACCUGGUUCAGAUCGAAGUCUUAAUGUUGGAAAGAUGGCUAGUUUUAUUUGUAGUCCUACCCGCUUAAAUGAAAGGGUGUUUGAAGACAGGUUUGCAAAUGAGGGUUCUGUUUCUCGAGUUUCAGACUAUUCUGUGUCUAGUGGUGGAGAUCCAGUCAGAUCUGGUGCAGAAUCACCAAAUUUUCAGAAGGAUAUUGCUUUUAGUCCACCUAUUCAGCCUUCAAGGGAUGGUUUAGGUGACGUAAAGCAUCAAAAGGCAAAUUCAUUUUCAGAGGCAAGCUUUAAAAGAGAUGCAGAUGGGAUUCCACAUCCACAGAGAACUACAUCAUUAGGAAGCAUGGGAUCAUUUGAUAGCCUUUCUGUGUCCAUCAAGUCAUACAAUUCGGGAAGUUUGCUGGAUAUUGUCGCAGAAGCUGGGCAAGCUGCAGGAAAUCCCCAGGAAAAUAUGCCUGCUUUUCCAGUGUCAUCCGUUUCUAGUCAUGCUAGCUUGGACCUUUUCAAGGAACCAGUGGCUCCAGAACCAGCCUCUCCUAUGGCUCCACCAAUCGAUUUAUUUCAGUUACCAGCAACGUCGCCAGCUCCAUCUGUAGAUUUGUUUCAAGUGCCCCCAGCUUCAUCUAUUAAUUUAUAUCAGCCUUCCCAAACCUCUCUUCCUUCAACUCUAGACCUCUUUGGUGGUAGCUAUCAGCAGCAGUCAGUUACUUCCUUGGAUGAAAAAUCUCCACAUUCCUCACUGCCUAAAAAUGAAGGAUGGGCAACUUUUGAUGGUCCUCAGCCCAUAGCAUCCACCCCAGGGCCUGAGAAUCUCACAUCUUCAGUAGGACCUUCCAAUGUAGGUUCAUCAAAUUUUGACCAAGUUCCAUCAUCACAUACAAGCAUGCAAUGGCCACCUUUUCAAAACUCUGUUGAUCAUAGUUCAUCAUCAGUUCCUGAUCCCUGGCUUGGUGAUGUGCACAGUGUACAAGCCACUGACAAUACAAGUUCUCAGAAUUGGAGUGCAUUUGAGUUUGAUGAUUCAGUGGCAGGCAUUCCCCUGGAGGGCAUUAAGCAAAGUAGUGAACCACAAACAUUAUACAAUCCUUCACCAACUGCUGAUCAGUAUUUUGGCUUUGGAGCUUCAGAGGACUUUAACAAAGAUGGGAUUCAAAGAACUGCCUAUAAUGGAGUACUUCCUGGUCCUAGUGAACCAUCAGAUAUUGUUGCGGGGCCAUCAUAUACUCCUUCAGGACAUCCUUUGGUGGAAGAAACAGAGUCUCAUGCGGAUCAUAAAUCAAUUAACCCGUUUGAUCUACCAUACGAAUCUGAUUUGGAGCCGAGCAAUAUGUUCGUGGACAUGAGCUCUUUGGAAGCUGCACUGCCCAACGCUAACUCAUCAUCCAGCUUCCUUGGUGGUGUGACUCAACCAUGGUUUCCUCAAGAUCUAGCGAUGACAUAUAUCCCUGCUGCACCACAAGGUGGAUUAGCAUUUAUGGCGGGACAAGCACCCAGCCCUCAAUUAGGGAAUGUUCAAACACAAGGGCCUGUUGCUUCUGUUGGAGGGAAUCCAUUUGCAUAGUAUUCAGUAAUCGAAAGUAGUUUUCUUAAUCACGUUAAGUUUGCUGUUGGAAGUUUUCCAUUGACCUCUUGUAGCCAGCCACUUGGUAAGUCAGGAUGAUCGAGUUACGUCAUUAUUAGUAAUAAUAUUAUUUGUCAUUUUUUCCCAUAUGAAUUAUUUGUGAAAAUAAAUGCUUGAUGUGAAUAACUUUCUAACAAUAUGCGAGGCCAUUUAUUCUUUUAGUUUUAACACUCAAUAUUCGAGGCCUAGUGUUUGUAUCCUAAUUAUAUUAUUAGAACUGGUUCUUGGCACUACAAAUUGUAAUGUAGCUGUUAAAAUGUUAGUGUGGUCUUUUUCUAUCUAUUUGAGAAGGGUGAAAUCGUUCGCGGACAAACUUUGAUGUUUAAUCAUAUGGCACAUGGUUUUCUAUUCUA